Molecule: messenger RNA, 2478 nt
Organism: Pongo pygmaeus (Bornean orangutan)
Lineage: Eukaryota; Metazoa; Chordata; Mammalia; Primates; Hominidae
Gene: GPR137C
Product: G protein-coupled receptor 137C
Exons: 7
Coding region: 313-1602 (429 amino acids)
Biological process (GO): positive regulation of TORC1 signaling
Cellular component (GO): lysosomal membrane
Source: RefSeq, a predicted model, not a curated record
AGUGCGGAGCGAGCGCCUCAAAUGCUGGGGUUUCUCAGCUGAUUGUCUCCAGCCGAGAGUUGUUUUUUGCAGCUACAGAGCCGAGCCGCAGCAGGAGGAGCCGAGACCCCCGGGGGGUGGGGGGAAAGAGAAGGCGGGGUCGAGGGGAGCCGCGGCUGCUCUGCGCUGGACUCCGGGUCCCGUCACGGCGCUUCCUGGGGUUAGAGGCUGGGGUGGGUGGGGGGUAAGGGGGCAGUCCUUCUCCCCUUCGACGGCGGCUCCGAGUCCAGCCCCUUCCUUCCCGCGCUCGCUCGCCCGGCCCCCAGCCCCCUCAUGAGGGUGUCCGUGCCGGGUCCGGCGGCCGCUGCCGCCCCCGCAGCCGGCCGCGAGCCUUCCACGCCCGGCGGGGGCGGCGGAGGCGGAGGCGCCGUCGCUGCCGCCUCAGGCGCCGCGGUGCCGGGCUCCGUGCAGUUGGCGCUGAGCGUCUUGCACGCCCUGCUCUACGCCGCGCUGUUCGCCUUUGCCUACCUGCAGCUGUGGCGGCUGCUCCUGUACCGCGAGCGGCGGCUGAGUUACCAGAGCCUCUGCCUCUUCCUCUGUCUCCUGUGGGCAGCGCUCAGGACCACCCUUUUCUCUGCCGCCUUCUCGCUCAGCGGCUCCCUGCCCUUGCUCCGGCCGCCCGCUCACCUGCACUUCUUCCCCCACUGGCUGCUCUACUGCUUCCCCUCCUGUCUCCAGUUCUCCACGCUCUGUCUCCUCAACCUCUACCUGGCGGAGGUUAUAUGUAAAGUCAGAUGUGCCACUGAACUUGACAGACACAAAAUUCUACUGCAUUUGGGCUUUAUAAUGGCAAGCCUGCUCUUUUUAGUGGUGAACUUGACUUGUGCAAUGCUAGUUCAUGGAGAUGUCCCAGAAAAUCAGUUGAAAUGGACUGUGUUUGUUCGAGCAUUAAUUAAUGAUAGCCUGUUUAUUCUUUGUGCCAUCUCUUUAGUUUGUUACAUAUGCAAAAUUACAAAAAUGUCAUCAGCUAAUGUCUACCUCGAAUCAAAGGGUAUGUCUCUGUGCCAGACUGUCGUCGUGGGCUCUGUAGUCAUUCUUCUCUACUCUUCCAGAGCUUGUUAUAAUUUGGUGGUGGUCACCAUAUCUCAGGAUACAUUAGAAAGUCCAUUUAAUUAUGGCUGGGAUAAUCUUUCAGAUAAGGCUCAUGUAGAAGAUAUAAGUGGAGAAGAGUAUAUAGUAUUUGGAAUGGUCCUCUUUCUGUGGGAACAUGUGCCAGCAUGGUCGGUGGUACUGUUUUUCCGGGCACAGAGAUUAAACCAGAAUUUGGCACCUGCUGGCAUGAUAAAUAGUCACAGUUAUAGUUCCAGAGCUUACUUUUUCGACAAUCCAAGACGCUAUGAUAGUGAUGAUGACCUGCCAAGACUGGGAAGUUCAAGAGAAGGAAGUUUACCAAAUUCGCAAAGUUUGGGCUGGUAUGGCACCAUGACUGGGUGUGGCAGCAGCAGUUACACAGUCACUCCCCACCUGAAUGGACCUGUGACAGAUACUGCUCCUUUGCUCUUUACUUGUAGUAAUUUAGAUUUGAACAAUCAUCAUAGCUUAUAUGUGACACCACAAAACUGACAGCAUCACCAAGUCAUGAUUCUUGAGUUGUUUUUCAUAAAUGUGAAUAUUCAAUGUGUUUAAAUUCCAUCUACAUAAACAUUCCAUUAUCUGUUGCAACUGAAAACAAAAUCUGGAAGUGUGAGUGUGUUUGGUAAACAACACAGCUAUUAUUUUUGACCUCUUCAUAGUAAAAUGAAGUAAAAUGGAAAGUUUGGAGUAGGAGAAAAGAGAGAUUAGAUCAUAAGGCACUUGAUGCUCCAAAAAUCCUGACUUCGGAACAUCAAAUGCAUAUGUGCACUUUUAUCUUUGUUCUGAGUCACUGCAGUCCCCAAAGUCAUAUGCCAAUGUUCACACUGGAAUACUGUAUUGUACACCAAACUGGAAGGCAAUUUUCCUAUGAAAAUCAAAGCCUGUAUAUUCAUUGGUAUGCUCUAUACAGAAAUCUUAAUAAAAAUUUUAUAGUGUGAACAGUGCACAGUUAAGACAUAAAAAUGUAUCAUUCUUUAUAAAAAUCUACUGAAAAUGUGUAAUCAUUGAAGACAGUUCUUUUAAGCAUGAUUUUAAAAUAGCGACUGAAAUUCAUUUUAAACAAAUAAUAGUAGUAAUCCAUUAGUUAUGGCCCGCAGUGUUCUUUGGAGAGCCACAAUAAUUUCAAGAGGAAAAUAUACCAGUGAAAAUUGUGUGGCUAUUUUGAGUAGAAUUGGUCAGUUGAUUAUUUUGUGUAAUUGAGAUAUAUGUAGUAGUUUAAGCAUGAUUCUUGAAGAAAGCAAUAGUGACUUUUGCAUAGGGAGAUUUUGGUAGAAACUUCUUGGGACUAAACAAGUUUAGAGAUGCAUUUAAGAAUUAUUCACAAAAUGUAUAAUUCUAAAUUAAAACAUAAAUAUAUUUUCAAAA